UGAGAACAAACAAGUUGUUUUUAUUCUCAAGGUCUUAAUAAAUAUGUGGAGAGCAUCCCUCCCCAUUAAUGACAAAUGAAUAUUGUGAUAUUGAUAUUGUUUUAUAUGUAUGAUAUGUGAUGUAAACCACGGCUGGGUUUCGCUAGAGAUGGAAAGGUAUGCCAGUCUCUUGGAUUCAGAACUAUUAGGUAUUAGGUGGCCACAGAUUUGAAUGGUUUUAUAUCCUGUCAUUUCACAGUUUAAAUCCUCGACGUCCUGGUGAUCUAAAGGAGGCGUUUAAUAAAAAUUCUUUGCGCACGGAUAUCAAUUGGCCUUCAGAAGGAGUUGAUGAUUUUCGAGAUGUCCACGUAUCAUUUUACCUGCGCUGUAAGGAACUUUCUCUCAGAGUGCUCCGAGUGAUGGCUCUUGGUUUGAACCUGGAAGCAGAGGUCUUUCUCAGCGCACACAAGCAUAUUGGAAGUGAUGGGAAUGGAACAACUCUACGGACUCUGUACUACCCUCCAGUGAACAGCACAUGUGUGAAGGAAAAUCAGCUGCGCUGUGGUGAACACUCUGAUUAUGGUAGUAUCACUUUGGUCUUCCAAAGCUCAGAGGGUGGACUGCAGGUUCUGAACCGGGCUGGAGAGUUCAUUUCAGCCCCCAGCAUUCCUGGAACAGUUCUGAUUAACAUAGCAGACCUGAUGCAAAGGUGGACCAGUGAUAUCUAUGUGUCUGCUGUUCAUAGGGUUUUGCUGCCCCCUGCAGGUGACUCCAGCACACGUCAGUCUUUGGCCUUCUUUGUACAACCUGAUGAUGAGGCCAUGAUUUCAUGCUGCGAUGGAUCAGAUAAAUAUCCUCCUGUUAAGUCAGUUGAUUACCUUCUGUCAAGGUUCAAAGAGUCUUACGGCAAAAAUUAGAUUCUGGUUUAAGUGAAAUUUUAUGAUGUUGCAUGUUUAAAAAACAAACAAACUAAUAAUAGUAAUAAUCAUCACAGCACAUAACUGGUGAAGCUGACACAAUUUAAUACAUUGUAGAGAGACGUAAAGCACAGUCAUUUACUCCUGAAAUCACAAAGGAUACUCAAACAAGGCAUAAAAAAACAACAACAACCAAACAUUCCAUACCUAUUUUACUCUUAACUUGAUUUCUAUAUAUUUUGUAAAUUUAUACAUAGUUUACAGUAGAACACUGGUUGAAAACCAUGAAACCAUAAUGAAUUAAAAUGAAACAGCUUGAAAUAAUUAACUGGUGUUGCAGUAGUAAUUCUUUAAAAUUUUCAUUCUUUUGAAUCAAUCUAGGAUCUAAAUCAAUCUAGAAUUAACCCCCCAUAAAAAAAUACUAUUGUUGAAUUAAAUAUAGGCCAGAUUAGCAUUGUUUUGUAAUGUUGUAGCAUGAAAGUGACAAAAAAAUAAAAUUAAAAUAAAACACCAUUUACUUAUUACAGUAAUGGUAUCAUUAUUGUUAUCCUGUGUAUCUUUUUAUUCUUUACACCUUUAUUUUACACAUUUAUUCUUUUAGUUGAAAGUGCCAUAAAAUAAGAAUGCUGAAUUAUAUUUUCAUAUGAUCUUCCAUGUAUGUUUUCAAUAAAAAUAUGUU
Cyprinus carpio (common carp) is the source of this 1575-nucleotide messenger RNA. RefSeq names its product 2-oxoglutarate-dependent dioxygenase htyE-like. The record is from RefSeq and is a predicted model, not a curated record. Bases 399 to 896 code for a protein of 165 amino acids. Gene Ontology annotation, molecular function: dioxygenase activity. The transcript has 5 exons. NCBI's taxonomy places the organism in Eukaryota, Metazoa, Chordata, Actinopteri, Cypriniformes, Cyprinidae.